GUGGGCACCUAAUUACUAGAACUUCUUGUUCUCCAUGUGGGCACCUAAUUACUAGAACUUCUUGUUCUCCAUGUGGGCACCUAAUUACUAGAACUUCUUGUUCUCCAUGUGGGCACCUAAUUACUAGAACUUCUUGUUCUCCAUGUGGGCACCUAAUUACUAGAACUUCUUGUUCUCCAUGUGGGCACCUAAUUACUAGAACUUCUUGUUCUCCAUGUGGGCACCUAAUUACUAGAACUUCUUGUUCUCCAUGUGGGCACCUAAUUACUAGAACUUCUUGUUCUCCAUGUGGGCACCUAAUUACUAGAACUUCUUGUUCUCCAUGUGGGCACCUAAUUACUAGAACUUCUUGUUCUCCAUGUGGGCACCUAAUUACUAGAACUUCUUGUUCUCCAUGUGGGCACCUAAUUACUAGAACUUCUUGUUCUCCAUGUGGGCACCUAAUUACUAGAACUUCUUGUUCUCCAUGUGGGCACCUAAUUACUAGAACUUCUUGUUCUCCAUGUGGGCACCUAAUUACUAGAACUUCUUGUUCUCCAUGUGGGCACCUAAUUACUAGAACUUCUUGUUCUCCAUGUGGGCACCUAAUUACUAGAACUUCUUGUUCUCCAUGUGAGUGCCUGAUUGCCAAAACAUGA
Messenger RNA from Nicotiana tabacum (common tobacco), 638 nucleotides. NCBI's taxonomy places the organism in Eukaryota, Viridiplantae, Streptophyta, Magnoliopsida, Solanales, Solanaceae. The record is from RefSeq and is a predicted model, not a curated record.